AUUAGUUGUCAAUAACCCGGUUUGUUUACGUGUGCAAAUCGCAUUUAAUGGAUUAUAUUUUCUUCAAUUCCUAAUCCUAUUUCAUGGCUUAAUUUGUAGAUGUGUCAUUAGAAAGAUACUUUUUUAUCACAGGUAUCUGAGGCUCACAUAAUUUGACAUUGUAACGCUUACAAUUCCUUAAACGUACUUGAAACAAGUUGUCUGUUCCAGGCCUUAUAGAAAGCUACCAGGUUUCUGUUAUUUAGAAUGAGCAUUUAGCUGAAAAUAUGUCUUUUGUAAUAUAUCUGAGUAGAAGAACUCGCACCCUCAGGUUGCUGGCAUUUGCAGCUGUCUUAAUUUUUAUUAUAUACCUGCUAGCCACUUAUGAUAAAGAGACUAGCAAUACCUUUGGAAUUGCCAGCAGAUUAAGACAGGGCAAAACAGUGGAAAGGGCAGUUCCGAAACUGGUAUCGGAGCUGGGCAAUUUUGAGCCCAAGGAAAUUGAGGACAGAAGCGGGCCUGGUGAAAAGGGGGUUCCUCAUCACUUACAACCCAAUCAGCAAAACGAUGCCGAUCAGUCAGAGUCAGAUUAUGGCAUGAACAUAGCUUGCUCUGACGAGAUUUCUCUGGAUCGAUCAAUAUUGGAUACAAGACUUGAGGAAUGCAAGCAUUGGGAUUACCCAACUGAUCUUCCUUCGACCAGUGUGAUAAUAGUGUUUCACAAUGAAGGUUGGUCGGUUCUCUUGAGAACUGUUCACAGUGUGCUCAACCGCACGCCCAAGCAGUUCCUUAAGGAAAUCCUGCUGGUUGAUGAUUAUUCGGAUAAGGAGAAUUUGAAAUAUGAUUUGGAUAAUUAUAUAGAAAAGUUUAAUGGAAAAGUGAGGCUGAUCAGAAAUUCACAACGUGAAGGCUUAAUUAGGACGAGAAGUAGAGGAGCAGUUGAAGCUAAAGGGGAAGUAAUUGUGUUUUUAGAUGCUCACUGCGAGGUCAACACUAACUGGCUGCCUCCCCUGCUGGCCCCAAUUUACCGGGAUAGAUCGACAAUGACUGUUCCUAUAAUUGACGGAAUUGACCACAAAUCGUUUGAAUAUCGCCCCGUUUAUGGCGAAGACAGACAUUUCCGAGGUAUUUUCGAAUGGGGCAUGCUUUACAAGGAAAAUGAGGUACCGCAAAGGGAGCUCCGUACUAGGAAGCACAACAGUCAACCAUAUAAAAGCCCCACUCAUGCUGGCGGCUUGUUUGCCAUUGAUAGAAAGUACUUUUUGGAAAUAGGCACUUAUGAUCCGGGUCUGCUGGUUUGGGGCGGAGAAAAUUUCGAAUUGAGCUUCAAAAUUUGGCAAUGCGGAGGCAGCAUUGAGUGGGUACCAUGCUCCAGAGUAGGACACGUGUACCGCAGUUUUAUGCCCUACAAUUUCGGAAAACUGGCUCAAAAGAAGAAGGGCUCUCUUAUAACAAUCAACUAUAAGCGCGUCAUUGAAACAUGGUUUGAUGAAAAGUACAAGGAAUACUUCUACACCAGGGAGCCAAUGGCGAGAUUUUUGGAUAUGGGCGAUAUUAGUGAGCAGCUUACUUUGAAAGACAGGCUUGGCUGUAAGAGUUUCCAAUGGUACAUGGAGAACGUAGCGUAUGAUGUGCUUGACAAGUUUCCGGAACUUCCUCCAAAUAUUCAUUUUGGCGAAAUGAGGUCAGUAGCCGUGCGUAAAUGCCUGGACACUCUUGGUCAUGGACCGCCCUCCUUGAUGGCUGUUCAACACUGCCACGGCUUCGGAAACAAUCAGCUCAUGCGAUUGAACGCUAAAGGACAGCUGGGGGUUGGUGAACGAUGCAUCGAAGCUGAUGCUCAAGGAAUAAAAUUAGCGUUUUGCAGGCUGGGAACAGUGGAUGGUCCAUGGCUGUACGACGAAGACACGCAUACUCUAAUGCAUAAAGUGCAUAAGAAAUGCGUGGCUUUGCAUCCGCAGACUUCUCAUCUGUCUCUAAUGCCUUGCGACAUCAACAAUGCAUAUCAACAGUGGCUGUUCAAUCCGUUGACACCCAAGUGGUAACCGGGUGCCAAAUUUCCGUUGCUCAUUCCAUUUUUUCUUAUUUAUAUUAGUACGUUUGAAAGGCAAUUCUUGAAUUAGGAUUUGUGUCAUAAAGAUGCAUUAGUUGAAUGUACAUAAUACUUAUUUUUGUUAUUAAAUCGGAGGUCUGUUCGUUUUAUAAUAAAUUAUAUUAAAUUUGUACUAAUGUUUGUCCUGGAGCUUAAAGCUGCAGCUAGACUAGACUAGUUGAAAGACUAAGAGAUAUAUGUAAAUAUCUUUCGUUAAAUAGGAUAGUCUAACAAUUACUAAUAAGGAGCAGGUAAUAACUCUACAAUCAUUAAUAUUAUCAUAGGAAAGUAUUUAUUCGUAGCGUUUAACGUUUAAUCAAUCAACGAUUAUUCUAAACAUGCAAUAUGAAGACUAAAGUUUAGCGGUUCAAUAAGCCUUUGUGCCUUUUUGAUAAAUUCCUCUCACAUUAUCUAGUCUUUGAUUCGAGUUUCCGUUUAUUUUUCGGUAAUUUUUUGAAGAGUAGUUAGCUAUUCAUGUGAACUGUAAACAAGAAUGGAAAUCAUUUACUACUUCCAAACUGUUUUAAAAUCCGCUUUAGCAGAUGGACGAAUGCAUUUUGGUAUUGAGAUAAGAUUUCAGUUCACUGAAGGGUUACAGUUUUGCUCAUUAAUAAAAAAAAGGAAUCAGUAUUGCUCAAUAAAAUUCACUAAAUACCCUAAUUAUUGUGUUUCUUUUACCAGGAAACAUUCGACUGAGCCUUUUCUUCUCUAUUUUCUGAUGGUUAUUAGGGUAAAUUUUACUUGUAAAAACUAGCCAAUAAACAGUCGUACUUAAAAUAGGUUUUAUGAAACGUUGUUGUAUAUUUAGGUGAUAUAUUAUUAAUAAAUGUCAUUUUAUAUAA
Messenger RNA from Dendroctonus ponderosae (mountain pine beetle), 2913 nucleotides. RefSeq names its product N-acetylgalactosaminyltransferase 7. The coding region runs from base 267 to 2024 and encodes 585 amino acids. The record is from RefSeq and is a predicted model, not a curated record. NCBI's taxonomy places the organism in Eukaryota, Metazoa, Arthropoda, Insecta, Coleoptera, Curculionidae. Gene Ontology annotation, cellular component: Golgi apparatus. The transcript is spliced from 9 exons.